AUGGGUUCUUUGGGUCAACUUGACUCUGAUUUUUGCUUCCCUCCUGAGCAGGGUGAGCUUGACCGUUAUGAAUCGUCUUUGAGCUCUUCUGAGUUUGGUGACAGUGACGAAGAGGAAUUGGAUUUGAACCUCUACUUUAAACGUUCUCCUGCCGUUAUUCGUGCUUUGGAGAAGUACGAUCAGUUCAUGGCUGAGAACCCCAAUCACAAGUUCUCCCACCGCCCCGCCAGACUCUCUGCCUUUGAUUAUCACCAAGAUUUUAUUCCUUCUCAUUGCCCCGUUGAUUCUGACGUUACUGUUGAAUCAAUUGAGACUUUGGAUGUUUCUGAGGAUUGCGAUGAUUUUAAUUUGGAGAAUAAACCCAUUGACUUUGAGGAAGAUGGUGAUGAUACCGCCUCAAUCUACUCGGAUGACUUUGAGUCCGACGAAGAUGAGUGUCCUCACUGGCCGGUUUACAGUGCUUCGGAUUACAUUCAUUUGAUUAAUCCUGACGGUGACUCCGAGUCCGACGAAGCUGAUUGUCCCCACUGGCCAGUUUACAGUGCUUCGGACUACAUUGAUUUGAUUAAUCCAGAUGGAGAAAACCCAUACGAGAUCUCAACCGAGUUAUUGGAUACUCCUGAGGCUGUCAUUGAGUCUUCAGUCGUCGAGCCAACCACUUCUGGCGAUGACACUUUGGUGGAUUCCACCGACGAUGAACUUGCUGCUCCUUCUUUUGAGACUACUUCAUCCGGCAUCUCUGUUCUUGAGAAGCUUGCCAAAUUUGAGCGAUCUUAUCGCGAUAUUGUUGCGAGAAUCCCUUAUCCCGCAAACCAAGCCUUUGCCAGAACAGAUUCUGCUGUUGACAAUCUUGUUUCCAAAGUCACUUCCAUUGAGAAGACCUGUCAGGCACUUGAUGCUGAGGAACCCCAUGCUGAGUCUCUGGUCGAGGCAGGAAAACCAUUGUCAUGGCCUGAGGACGACACCUCUUAUUUUGUUCCUGACAUCAUUGAAAAUUUGGACAUCCCUAUUAUCGACGUAACUGAUGACAAGGGGUCAUUUUUGAAACAGAAGCUGAAAUCCAAAGUCAGCUCUUUUAAAAGAAAGUUUGCGAUUCAUAAGCGGGCUCCUAUUUCCAAGUCUGCUCUUAUGUUCAAGGGAAUCCAAACAGCAAUUUAUGCUAAUCCUCGAUUGAUUGAUCCCGAGGUCACCCUCCCCUAUGUGAUGAUGGGACUUAAGAAAUACCGCCUUGGCGACGGAUCUAUUAUUGAAGUUCAUUCACCAUUGGUUUACGACAACAUUCGUACACUUUGUGGAAUCUCACAUCGAGAUCUUUUGAGUUCCUUUAUGGAUUCUGAUCUGGUCAACUCCCAUUCGGAUGGAGGCAACUUGGUCACUCCUGAUGCCAAGUACAUUAUUAAGACCAUUCAAUGCAAGGAGCAUAAACUCAUGGGUAGUUACGAGUUCUUGGACGAGUAUUAUUAUCGUGUCAAGGAGAAUCCCACCACUCAGCUCCCAUUCUACCUUGGUCAUUACACCAUUCACAUUGAUGGCAAGGAGACUCAUUUUGUUAUCAUGAAGAAUAUGGCUCAUAUGAAUCCCAAUGGUUCUAUCUCUGUGGAGAGAGACGAGCAAGAUGAGUUCAUGAGUCAGCUUAGAAAAGAUGUCGACCUGUUGAAGAAGCAUGGCAUUACCAAUUAUUCAUUGAUGGUUGGACUUGAGUGUGACCCUCAUACUGGUGAACAACGACCUGUUACGGGUAUGAUUGAUACCCUUUGCCCGUUUAGUCGGCGCAAGAGAGUGGAGAGUAAUAUCAGACGACUAUUAUCUGAUAACUCCACUAUGGAAGUUGUUCCCCCUCACCAGUAUGGAAUGAAGUUCCUUAAUUUCAUUCAAUCUGCCAUGGUCUCUGGACCUGGCGGGUCAGUGGUCACACGUUGUUAA
This is a messenger RNA of Sugiyamaella lignohabitans, 1923 nucleotides long. RefSeq lists its product as uncharacterized. The coding region runs from base 1 to 1923 and encodes 640 amino acids. Gene Ontology annotation, molecular function: phosphatidylinositol kinase activity. The record is from RefSeq and is a predicted model, not a curated record. Lineage: Eukaryota; Fungi; Ascomycota; Dipodascomycetes; Dipodascales; Trichomonascaceae. The transcript has a single exon. Gene Ontology annotation, biological process: phosphatidylinositol metabolic process.